Molecule: messenger RNA, 2204 nt
Organism: Ictalurus punctatus (channel catfish)
Lineage: Eukaryota; Metazoa; Chordata; Actinopteri; Siluriformes; Ictaluridae
Gene: eloal
Product: elongin A, like
Exons: 11
Coding region: 241-1941 (566 amino acids)
Biological process (GO): transcription elongation by RNA polymerase II
Cellular component (GO): elongin complex; nucleus
Molecular function (GO): protein binding
Source: RefSeq, a predicted model, not a curated record
AGAAAUGAAACUUUUCUAGCACCGUGGCGCUCAAAACACGACUGGGAAUAGAUUUUGGCCAGCUUUUGUUUGGAGCAUGCAAACACCGCGUGUUAGGGUUUCUAGUGUGGCUGAAGGAAGAUGUGCAAAUAGAUACAGAUAUUUAAUAUACAGGCAGCUAUAGAACAUGCUGCCAUAUGACAGAGGAAUACAGAGUUGCUGAGUUUGUACAGCUAUGCUCAAGGUUCCACAUGUGUAUAAAUGCUUGUGAAGACCUUGAAGAAGCUUCAAGAACUAGACAUAACCCUUGAAAUUCUUGCUGAGACUGGAAUUGGUAAAGUGGUGAACUCUUUUCGCAAACAUGACGCUGCGGGGGAAGUGGCCAAGACAUUAGUGCAUCGAUGGAAAAAAUUGGUUCAGAAUCCAAGUAUCACACAGCAACGUCCUCCCUCACCAAAGGACCCAUCGAAGACCAAAAUUCAACAAAUGGACCAAGAAGAAAGGAGUCGGGCUUCACAGAAUACAGUUUGUUCUGAAAGGAAGCCUAAGAAUGAAAAGUCAGGCUCUGAACACAAACCUUCAAAGAAUGUUGAUGGUAAACAUAAAGUGAAGCCAAUUGCAAACAAAUUGAAAGAUUGCAUAAACAACAAGAAAGAUGGUGCAAAGAAAGAGUCCGAUGUGGGCCUCGCAUCACAGAUUUCGAUCACGGAUGGAAAAUUAUUCCAGCCAAAGGAGAAAUCAACCAGUAAUGCGCAUACAGAGCGAAAGGAUGAAGGCAAGCAUAAAGUUUCUGAUGUAACAAAUAAACACCGGCCUAAAAUGUCCACAAAUGGCAAACGUACCACUUUGAAGGAACGUGAUUUGAGUGAGGAAAAAAGGGGGAAAAAAGAUGAGAAAACUAAAGAAAAAGCAGUUGAGAUGGACAAGAACCUUGAGAGUGAUGACUUCGAAACACCAUCCAUGUCUUUUGAGGAAUACUUGAGAUAUGAUCUUGAAGCUCCGAAACGGAAGAAGAGAUUAUGUGAAAGUAAGAACCUGAAACGCAUUAAAGUUGAACAAAAACAGGAUGUCAAAAUGCGUGACUCCAGCACAAAGUCCGGAAAAUCCAUAACAGAAGCCUCAGCGACAGUGGUCUCAAAGAGAAGUGUGAUGGACUUGCUCAAUGUGCCGUUACCCAUAAUUUCUCCUGAGUGUGAGGAUCCUUCUCAAUAUCAGUACUUUACCGAAAAGAAAGUUGAAGAAAAGGCAGCUGAGGUUCGUGAAGAAGCCCCAGUGUUUACUGGUCAGCGGCUGAAUAAAAAGAUGCAGGUGUACUCCGGGGCUAAGGUUGUGUAUCUUCCCUCCAUGAUGACCUUGUACCAGCAAUGCAUCCGAACACUGCAGAACAACAUCGAUUCGCUUUAUGAAAUUGGAGGCGUCCCAUUUGAGAUUUUGGAGCCGGUGCUGGAAAGGUGUACGCCGGAGCAGCUGCUGCGGAUUGAAGAAUGCAAUCCUGUGUACGUAGGUGUGACUGAUCACCUGUGGGAGAGGCACUGCCUCAGGGACUUUAGGAAUGCCCAGCUGGAGGACUACGAGUCCUGGAAGGAGAUGUACCUCAGACUGUUUGAACAACGAGAACGCAAAUUACAAGAGCUCACCAAGAGUAUUGUCUCUGCUCAAUCUGGGAAGCCCAAAGGAAGGCAGGUGAAGAUGGCGUUUAUUCAUUCAGCUGCCAAGCCGCCUAGAAAUGUGCGUAUCCAGCAGGAACUCCAUGGUACAGCAGGCCCCGUGGUCCCUCAUGCCGCAGAAAAACUCAGUGGAAGAAUUACCGAGAAUAGAAGUAAACCAGGCUUCACUGAGCCUCCUAAGCCUUUUAACACUGCAUCAGGAGCCAGCCAGCCUCAAGAUCCACGAAGGAUCAGACGAGUGGCACCAAUGAUGGCCAAGUCUCUGAAAGCCUUUAAAAAGCUUGGACGCAGAUGAAGGAAGAAGGUGAUGAAAUAUAUGGAUUAUGUAUAAAUACUUUACUUUAAUGUUGUCAUGAUGCUGCUUUUUUUUUUCUCCCCCCUCCCUUGUUUAGUUUUUUUUUUUCUUUCUUUCUUUUUUUUUUUUUUUUUUUUUUUUUUUUAAACCUACUUCUAAGUACAUGUUUCUAUAUGGAAGGACAAUUAUGCACUUUCAAUCUGCAUUAAAACACUACUGAUUUGUGCUGUUAUGAAAUGCAAUGGCUGAAUAAAUGAAAUGAC